AUGGAACAUGGUCACGCUCAUCCUUCCCAUCUCCCAUCUCCUGCGACCGUCGCGGGCCAUGACUCCAACCGUCAACAAACACCUAACCGCCCGCUAUCCUUCCUUGGUGUGACCAAUACAUCCUCGCCAUUACGAAGAUCACCACAGACCCCCUUCGAGACGCCCUUGAGCUUACCGCAGAGACGACUACAGUUACGAAAUGCUGGUUUCCGAGCACCCCGGUUGCCAAGUCACCGAUUGAGCACCAGAUUAUCGAAAUGGUUCUCGGAUAAAGACGAUCACAAAAGCCGGCGCCAGAAAUCACCGGCGCGCAAGCAGGAGAAUAGCCCACCUACGGUCAGACGGCGAGCUCCACAAGGUGGCAAUACCCCCAGCAGCAUUUUACAGGAGAUCACAAACUCCACCCGAAGCAGACCUUCAGUGAGGAGCACAUUUGGAUCAAUCUACGAAGACGGUCAAGACGACUCACCCGCCCAUUCGUGGUAUCACGACGCUCCUAGCACACAACAGUCUCCAAUCACACUUAAUCCUGUCCAUGCUAAGCCGAAUGACAUGAAGCUCCGCGAGAUCAGUGGCAAUGCCAGGCGGAGUCCACCGCCGCCGAGUUCACUCUCAGCACGGCAGGUACGAGGUCGCAGCAAGAGGGGUCUCAACUUGCACAAAACAAGUUUCCCGGCAUCAGAACACAUCGUCUUCCUGGAGACCCAACUGGAGGAGUUUGAAAGAUCGCAAUACUCGCCAAACACUGGCUUGCCUCUGAAAGACAAAGUCAGUGCGCUGACAGCAGAGAACAAUCGGCUUCAGGAAAUGCUUGCAGAGCUUGAGCAUCAAUUCGAGACACGAUUGAGGGAUUCUGUGGAGCACAAGACUGGUCUAGAAAUGAACCUAAGGAGAAAAAUCAAGCAAUUGGAGGAGGAGAUUGACAUCAAAGACAGCACGAUUCAAGAUCUAGAAGAUCGAAACAAUGCCUCUCAGCGCGAUCUGUCUAAUGCCAAUUCUUGGAAAGCUGCCGUUGAGAGAUUGGAAUCGGAAAAGAGGGAUCUGGAAGAAACCAGUCGGAACCUGGAAAAGAGGAACGACGUCCUUACAGAGCUCUUAGGCCAGUCGCCGACGAGGUCACGUCCCGAAUUCGAGUUUCCGUCGCCUGUCAAAGAGCAGCACAGGAGGACACCAAGGCCAAGAUCGAUGAUGCCUCGAAUUCCCUCUUCUCCAGCUCGCAGUGAAUUGAAGAGACGCCGGUCAUUGCAUACGUCUCCUUCCCCCUUCCAGCAUGAUUACUUUAGCCCGCUCUCUGCCCUUAUCAGAGAACAUGAUCAUCCAUGCCAUGACGAGAACGUCGACCCACAAAAGAGCCGUGAUGACUUCCAGUCUGUCGACUCUGGCCUAGGCGAUUCAUGCUCUGUCCGUUCAGGCAAUGGAACUAUGUCCAAACGAUCCUCUAUGCAUUCAUACGCGUCUGCCAGCCCGGCAGCGUGGGGCCUGCCCUUGCCUCCAUCUCCAACGGACGACGUUACAGAGAGAUCCAGCCGGAGGAGGAAGACUCGACGUUUCGCAUCGGGCUCUACUCAGCUCAAGUCUCUUGUUCUGCCAACGUUGAAUUCGACCAACAGUUUUCCUCAGUCCGCUCCUCUGGUAGAGUUUAAGUCUAGUCCAGAGCGUCGCGAUGUCUCAGAACAUUCAAUCGACCCCACCAUUGCGUUCCUGUCCCAGCAUUAUGAUACUCCAACUCAGCCAAUGCGAAGAUCUCAUGCUUGGGCCGCGGAAGAUGCUUUGAAUGCUUUAGAAGGCACUGCUGAAGCUCGCUUUGUCAGCCUUGACGAGAAGAUAGCUGAUCAAAAAUCCUUACCUUCGACACAUGAGACUGCCCUGACCUUCCAAGAUCGGCAAGCAUACCCUGACUACAAUGCCGACUCCACUCCUUUUGCUCCGAGCUUGAUCGAUGAAGUGAUCAUGGAAGAAGGUUCCACAGCAUUCUUGAGCAACCAGUUUCAAGAUGCUGGAGAUCAAUCAUUCUCCAGCUUGGCAGGAGAGGUAUCGAUGACCGAAUCUGAUAUCGAUGGGGCGCAGGCUGAGGAACAGAUCUUGACGACCCGGUUCUUAGAAUGGGAGCUACCACAUCCGGUCAGCAUUCAGCUGCCGAAUCUCUCUGAAGCGCCGUAUUCUUUGGAGCGCAACACGGACCAGAACAAUAGUCUAGAGGAUCUUGGUGACUGCAAACCAGUUUCGGAACCAGACUUUAGUGCUGCGGUCAGUGUUGAACAAGAGUUUGCGAACCCUUUGGUAUCUCCCUAUCCUCCACCGACCACCAUCGUGCGGCACACUAAAGCAUCCCAUUCCGGAGAACGAGGGUUGGAUCACCAAGACGAGCAAGAAGACGCACAUCCUCAAACCUCUUUAAUAGCGUCUUCGUCUGGAAAGUUGGCUGAAAUACGGAGGCAUAGCACCAGCAUUGGCCUCCAAUCGACAGAACUGACGAUGCCCAAUCCCCUCAAAACUGCAUCCUCACAACCAAUCUGCAAGAGACCCAAACGCCCGAAGAGCCCUCUCGAAGUCUUGCAACGCAAGGGCAGACCCACAAUCCCCAUGACCUCACUGAACAACCGAACCAUAUUUGGGACCAUAUCACGCUAUACAUCCUACAUGCGCGAAAUCCGCCGCGAUCCAACCGCUCUCGCUCGUCGCGUAAUAGCCAAUGCUUGGUGCAGUAAUUGGAAACGGCUUGGCAAGCUUAGCUGGUGGGUACUGGGAUUGUUUCUUGGGCCUGGUUGGAAGCAGAAGAUAAAGGAGAAGACGGAAGGUUGGGAGGUGUAUGAUGGCGAGAACAUUGCGGAGGUGGAACAUGAGCGUCUGAAUGGUCGCGAUCUCGAUACGCCUCAAAGAUCCUGCAGAUCAUUAGAAACAUUAGCACGUCAGUCGACAAGAGCGCAACAGAAGAAAAGGGUGGAGUUUGAUGAUGGCAGAGGAGUACCACGUCCACCACGACCCGAUGCCGAAGAUGCCCAGCAUCAGAAAUGCAAAACUUGUGAGCAAAGAAGCAAGAAAGUAUCCUGGGGUAAGUCGCUCUAUCUUUGGGGUAAGUUUAGUGUCGCUAUCAUGCUUGCCGUGGGUGGAGCUGUCAUCAAAGGGCCGGAAGAAAUGAUGAAGGAUUGUGAUCUGCAUGGGGAUGCUACAGAGGAGACCCUUCAGGAACAUGUCCGAGACGCGCAUGAUAUAACUGAAUCAGAUCACAACUAUUCUCUAGUGCUCCAGAGCGACUAUGGCUACCCAGAAGGAGACGACGACGAAGAUGAUAAUGAGACCACCGACUCGAGUUUGCCCCAUUCCUCCCAAACCCAGCCAUCGAACCAAGCAAUCCUCUCGCUCUCCCAGCACCCGCCUUUGCAUCUGCGAACCCACCCGAGAGACAACUACUACACCUUCGGCGUCCCCUCCACAUCAGAAUACGGCCAAAUCGACGACAACGGCCAGUGCAGACCUAGCAGGAAUCGUGUCUCCCACCAUCGUCGCCGACUGCCACCUCGGUUCUUCGAUACCAGAUCUCACGACGACGAUCUAGGAACGCUGCGAUGGAUGCAGAGUCUGCGUGUGAGGGACUUUCAGAGUUGGGAGCCCAUGGAUGAGGUCGGCCAUACGGAUGUGGAGAGCACCAUCAGGGUCAUGCCGAUUCGAGGCCAAUUGAGGAAGAGGGUGCGGUCGUUGUCGAGUUGA
Molecule: messenger RNA, 3708 nt
Organism: Endocarpon pusillum Z07020
Lineage: Eukaryota; Fungi; Ascomycota; Eurotiomycetes; Verrucariales; Verrucariaceae
Exons: 1
Coding region: 1-3708 (1235 amino acids)
Source: RefSeq, a predicted model, not a curated record